This is a messenger RNA of Coccinella septempunctata (seven-spotted ladybird), 5820 nucleotides long. RefSeq names its product proton channel OtopLc. Bases 419 to 3289 code for a protein of 956 amino acids. Gene Ontology annotation, molecular function: proton channel activity. NCBI's taxonomy places the organism in Eukaryota, Metazoa, Arthropoda, Insecta, Coleoptera, Coccinellidae. The transcript has 14 exons. Gene Ontology annotation, cellular component: membrane. Gene Ontology annotation, biological process: proton transmembrane transport. The record is from RefSeq and is a predicted model, not a curated record.
CUAUCAUAAAUUACACCGUCUACUUACGUAGAAGUAGAAGACACCGGCUUUUGAACAACUCCCAUUUGAACAAUUCAAUGCCGUCACGUUUGGGGAUUACCUUUCGGAAAGAAUACAUUUUUUCUUCAGUAGAUUGCGACGCUUUGGGAUCAUCGCCGCGAAAUUUGGUAAUCUCGAAAUUAUUUUAAGAUAGCGGAGUUCAAUGUCUCGACAUUCAAAAUGAAUCGAGCCCGUUAAUCUAUUGGGAAUAUUCAUUAACGCUGUAGGUGAUUGGUAUGCGAAAAGUGUGCGAUGCUUAUGGAUAAGUGUGGAUCUUAUAGUUGUGCACGUUGGAGUUUUGUAGCUAAUUGAGUUUGGUGUCAGUGGGAAGUAAAAUUCAAGUUCCUGUGUGCCGUUGUUCGGUGUUGGAGGCUUGUGAAUGAAAAAGAAUUUCGAUGCUGCUUAUAAACUCAACAUGCAGAGGUGUCCUUACAUCCACGAGAUGAAGGAGCGCCUUCUUGGCGAGCAAAUAUCCUUAGAACCCCCUCCCAAAAUAGUUCCGGCUCAAUCCAACAACAAGAUGGAAUCAUCCCCUACGCCAACACAGCAACAACCUGUAGCCACCAUAGUUAGAUUAAACGCUGAUGGAUAUGGUUCUCCAACACAUCACGUGGCAGAUAGAACACCCCUCAUGCCUCGGGAUAUUGUGGAGGACUUGUCCUGCCCUGACGAAUCCCAUUAUCCAAAAAAUGCCAAAACCUCGUUGUUCAUAAUCAUGAGUUUCGUGUAUGCGAAACUCCUGAUCGUCGUCUGUAUCGCAUACGUCAUUUCCGAUGUAGUAACGCACAACAUACCCCUAUAUUACUACGAGGGAUUCUUCACCUACCUCUAUGGCAUGAGCAUAUUGUUUCUCCUUUAUGUCUUCUGCUUUCUCCUUCAAGAGAGCACUUGCUGCUCGGGUACAGAAAAAAAUGAACCACCGAAAAAACUGACCAAAGACAAAACUAAAGAAAAGGAAAAGGAGAAGAAGAAAGAAGAGGAAAAGAAGAAAAAGGAGGAGAAGGAGAAGAAGGAGAAAGAGAAGAAGGAAAAGGCUAAAGAGAAGGACAAGGAUAAGAAACCUAAGAAGCAGGAGAAGAUGGAGAUAUACCCACGCAAGAAGCGUGAUCUGGUUCAUCAGAAAAGUAUCUCUAGUUUCUGCGAGGGCACUUAUCGACGCAACUCAGAAGGGGUAGUGGACUCAGGUCUGCCAGUCCCUGUGACCGAACUGAGUGUACAAAAUGACGUGCCUGUUGUCUCUCAGGAACAGACAGCACCUGUGUCUCAACCCCCCGUUCCUCCACCACAACCACAACUUCCAACAGCACCCUUAGCAGUAACUCCUGUUCCACCAGCUUCUGUUGACCUAGAGCUGGGUACAGUUGCGAAGUGUAAACGGAAAAGGAAAACUACGCAGAACGACCAUAGUCAUGGUAGUUUCUUCUUGAGGAUUGGAGCUAUUGCAUUCGGCUUGGCUACCAUGAUAUACAAUGGACUGGAAUUUGGAACGUUUUUCGAAAUUCCUUUCACUUCUCCAUGCUACAUGAUUUUGAAAGGCGUAAACCCUGUACUUCAAAUGAUCUUCACCUUCAUGCAGAUGUACUUUAUAUUCAUGAACUCGAGGUUGAAUAUCCAUAGAUUCAAGGUCAUAGCACGUUUCGGCUUGAUGCAUGUUGUAGCGACCAAUAUUUGUGUAUGGAUUCGAACACUGGUCCUGGAAUAUAUAAAGGAAGUCACUCUGUAUCAUCAAAAAGUAUUCAACGCUACCUUACCUUCUGGUUAUUCUCCCAUUGCAGAGAGUAUUCGUUUACAUACGAUGAGAAACGCCAACUCUGUUCUUGGUACGCACGUUGUCCAACCAGAUAAAGUCUUUCCAACCCUAUCAGCACUAGCCACAUCAUCAGACGCUACAACACCAACGGUGAGCUCCUACCUUUGGAACACCAUAAGAACAGCUGCAACUACCUUGCGAAGUGUGCCCACAACUCUGCCCACAACCACAACAAGAAGAUAUCUAACGACAACCACCCAAGCUGUUCCGAGAACCGUUCAUAAAUUCUUCCAAACGUUCGCACCAAUCACCACGACGACCACAACAACAACCACAACUACAACCACAACUCCCAUUCCAACAACGCUGCUGACCAAAACUACAACCAGAGCGUGGAGGGCCAUGACUACUGCUGCCACUGAGCCAACGACCACUUUACGCAACGAUUACAUGGAUUUCAUGUCGUUCCAAAAUUUGGCCAAAGUGGCUGAAGAUUCCAGAAGUUCUCUCAAUGUCUCUGAAAGGUUGGACAGUCUCUUUCCACAGGCUUUGGUGGCCUUCAACUCAACAACUAAUGCCUCUGAGAAUUCUUGUGGACGUUUGAACAUAAUGGGAACUAUUGUCAACGAUUCUGCACCUUAUCUUUUUCCAUUUAUAAUCGAGUAUUCCUUGAUUGGAGCUGCUGUUAUAUAUGUCAUGUGGAAGCAUAUCGGAAGAAAUCCAAAAUACGUCACUGAGGAAGAUCUUGAGCACAGAUUAGAGAUAAUGCUGUCUCGGAGAGCUGCAGCUUUGGCUCAUGCACAACAGCAUGGUCGUGUUGACUGCGUUGGAGCCUCAAAGGGACUAUUCUUCGGGCUUCUUCUCCUAGUAGGAUCCCUGAUCUGCCUCAUACUUUUCUUCGUAUUGAUCCACCAAGAGCGAUUCAGUCUUCUCGCCAUCUAUCUGGCAGAUGUUUCUCACUGCGCACUUAUGGCACUCAGCAUAAUUGCAAUUAUAAUUGGAUUUAUAAGGGUCCAGAGUCUGAAGUUCAAGGCGGAAGAACAGACGGAUCUGAACGAUAUUCUUCUGCGUGUAUCAGCGUUUGGACUCUUCCUCUAUGCUGUCUUCAGCAUAAUAGCUGGGCACCUGAAUGCUUUCACCAAGGAACCAAAUAUGCUAGUCAUGAUCACCGGUUGUCUGUCUGUGGUUCAGGUGGUGUUACAGUUGUUGUUUAUCGCAGAUGUGUCAAGGCGCAGGGUGCAUCUCCCAGAGCACGACCGUUCUAAGCCUGGAAGACAGGUUGUUACAUUCCUGCUCAUAUGCAACGUUACAAUGUGGAUCAUCUACACCUUUGAAAUCCAGAAAGUGGAGGCGAAUCCUGUUCAGUUGGAAUUUUACGGGUUCUUAGCUUGGGCCAUUGUGCAGCGUUUCACACUGCCCCUAUGCAUUUUCCACCGUUUUCACUCAGCCGUCACUUUAGCCGAAAUAUGGAAAACCAGCUACAAAGCCAGACUCGAGUGAAUUUCCCAAUAGAACAACUCAAAAUUCAGAAGAUCUGUUAACAUUUCUUUCGAAACGGCAGUUUCGAGGAUUUCCAAUCAUUUUCCGUCAGAAAUAGUCGACUAAUUUCAUAUGUAACAUAACGUAAGUCUGAUAUUUUUGCUCAUGGCUUUAAAAUUCGAAUAUAGAGGAGAUACAGAUUUUAUUUAUUUUUCCGUUGAAUGAUUUCUUAUAUUUUAUAUUAAAAUAUCUUUUUUAUUUAUGUAAAUAUUUUCUACUUAACAUAUCGCAAUUUGUACAUAAACGAACAGUUUUCAACAGAAAAUGUUCAGAACCUGAGAAAUGCUUCAUUGACAGAAUUUUUAUUGGAUAUAACAUAAAAUGAUCAUUAUUGAACAAGCGCACAGAAAAAUAUUGAUGUGUUUCGAAAUGUAUUAUUGUAAAUGUAAAAAGCAUGUACGUGUCCAAUAUUUUCUUUACUCUAACUGAUAAAACCCCAUUCCUUGGAAUUACUGGCAAGAAAUCCACUCACCAUUAGAAGUAGUAAAGGAGAAACUCUAUAUCCUUUGAGCAAUAUUGAAAAGUACCUGAGUGCACAAAGUCAUAAACUAUUAUGAUGAUUCAUCGAAAUUUCAAAUGGAAAAUGACAGACGCAGGCAAGACAAUCGAUAAUUUUCGUCAUAUUUCAAUUUCUCGUCAACUUCCCAUACCUUUAUGGAAGUAAGUACUCACCUGUUUACUGGCCUCGACUACGUCGCCGUAGUUGCAAAUUACCACUGCUCUAGAGGAAUGAUAACUAUCUCUAUAUCCAUGCUUGAUUAUUGUGAACACUAAUAUUCGAACCACGUUCUUAAUUCACUAGUAAAGGAAUUAAUUUCACAACAGCAAAUGACAUUUGUUAUCACAGACACUCGAUCCCACUCUCGCAUCAUAGUAUGACAAGGGAAGAAAAGUGUCUGCGGACGAAAAAUGCUUGCCUUCAAUACUAGUUGACUUCUCGUUCAGAAACAAGUACGUAAGAUGUCAUUUUUUGUUGAGGUCGACGAAACAUCAUAUUACAUCAUUAUGUGAAAGCCAGUGGUUCCAUCGAACUAUCCAAUUAAUAUUUCCACUUUUUAUAAGAUAUUCUUAGUUCAGCGCUACGAGAUAAAUAUGAUAAUGAAGUUGUAGAAUACGAAACUAUAGUUGUGUAAUUGUAAAUAACAAUAAUAAUACAGAGUAAUAUAUAUCUAUAUAGUUGAAACUAAUUUAAAUUGAAUGUGAUCUUGGAUAUAUUACUGUUACCCAACCAGAAAAAAUAAGUUUUUAUGGUUUUCCAUUCAAUCUUGUCGUCAUCUGAGAAAGUUCAUGUGGAAAAUCUGAAACCAAUUAGAUUUUAGAAUGAAACUGCCGGGUUCGUGGUCAGUUUUAUAUAACCUACGAGUAGCUGUUUAUGUGGACCAUCUAAAAACAAAAAUGAGACUCACAUGAAAGAUUGAUCUUAAAAGAAUUUUCUUGACAGAAUUUUACACUGUUUCCAUUUUCGACAUAACCAGUUCGUAUAUAGUUUGAUAUAACUUUGAAAAAAUUGUUAUAUUCUUCGUGGAAAUUUUACAAAUUGAAGAGGAACAAACACAUCAAUUAUCUUAUAUGCAUUUAAAUAACAGUUUCAUUUGGAAACAAGUAUAGAUUAAGAAAUAAAUGGGAUUUUAAUAAUAUAUACGUUUUUAUUCAUAAGAAAGGUAUAAAGUUAUAUUAUUCAUCCUCAAACUGAAAAGUAUCUAACAUAAAUUCGAUAAAUGUUGAUAAUAUUGAUACCAUAGAAAUCAAAAAUAAUAGUGUUGGAUGUCGUAGUUGAAGAUGUAUACUCGUAUAACUCUACAGGGUAUCCCAUCAACAAUUUCACUCAUAAUAUGAACUCGAGAGGGCUCACUUAUUGCUCUAUUUUCGAAAUAGGGGUGGAACAUCCUGUACACUAACAAGAAUAAUAAAUUGAUGGAUUUUUUUCAAAUAAUUGUCGUUGGAAAUGUUGUCAGAAGCUCGGAAUUGAAGAACUCAAAAAUAUCAAUCGACUCGUGAACAAUUUGCUUACUAAUCUGAAAAUGGAUGAAAAAUGCUGUUGGAAAUUCGAGAGUUGAACGAAAUUCAUCGAAAAACUAGGUUCAUUAAACAAUUCAUAUUGUGUUUUCCAUGAGAAGAAGUUUUUAAACAGAGAAAGAAAUAAAUUCAAAAGUAAUUGUUUUUGUGUUCUUCGUUCUCUUGAUAUUGAUCGGAUGAAUUGAGCUUUUUAAAAUAUAUAUAGAUAAAGUUCUGAAAUGUGUAUUGCUUCCAAGUGAAGUCUAGUUUAGAUAGGUGUGUCUUAAAGUUUGAAUACGCUCAAAUUGUCCAGUUUAGCCACGAUAAGGGUUGGCUUGAAAUGAUACCCAGCACUGCCGUUCAUCUAAAUGUUUAUAAGUAUAUUUCAAUCAUUCAUGGAUCGAUUUUUGCUUUCAGCAGCAGUUAAACCUUCCAAUUCACCUGUAAAGAUUCUACUUAUUGUACCAUUUGAGUUGAAUUAAACCAUCAAAAGUAAA